UGUAUAUCUUAUGGGCAUUAAACUAUGGCAGGUGAGAGAUCCCUUGAUUUCACUGGUUACCGGUUCAAGCAUUGCUCUGUCGAUGAUCUUCAGGUCACAGAAAAGGAAAAUCUUACAAUGGAACAAUCUGACCCCAUGUCAGUGAUAAUUAAAGGUAAAGAUGUUAGUAAUAAGGAUUAUACAUGGCGGCUCAUCAUGGCAGCUCUUGUUGGGGCUUUUGGAUCUUCUUUUCUCUAUGGCUACAAUCUAUCUGUGGUGAAUGCUCCAGCAUCUUACAUCAGAGACCUUUAUAACCAGAGCUGGUCUUCACGAUAUAACUAUGAAAUAAGUAGCAAUACAAUAUCCAUUUUAUGGUCUCUUACUGUGUCAAUCUACGCCAUCGGUGGUCUUGUAGGGGCAUUAGUCGUGAGUCCAAUGGUAAACAAACUUGGCAGGAAAGGAACAUUGCUUGUGAACAAUGUAUUUGCUAUUGUAGCAGCAUUGCUGAUGGCCUUAGCCAAAGUAGCGGGAGUCCCCGAAAUGAUCAUACUGGGCCGAUUUAUUAUGGGCAUUGAUGGAGGUAUAGCCCUCAGCACGCUACCUAUGUAUCUAAAUGAGAUUUCACCAAAGCGAAUCCGAGGAUCGUUGGGGCAGAUUACUGCAAUAAUGAUCUGCGUGGGAGUUUUCACUGGACAAGUAUUAGGCUUGCCAGAAAUAUUUCAAAGGGAGUCUCGUUGGUCUUGCUUAUUUGGAGUUAUCUUAAUUCCUUCCGUGUUACAACUCAUAGUUUUACCUUUCUUCCCAGAGAGCCCGCGGUAUAUUUUACUUCAAAAGCAAGACACUCGGAAAGCUGAAAAAGCUUUAAAGUUAUUUCUUGGGAAAGAAGAUGUCACUCAAAAUAUUGAGGAGGUUUUGGCAGAGACAAAAUUACAGAGCAAUGUUCGCUUGGUAUCUGUAAUUGAACUAUUCAAGACUCGAUCAGUGAGAUGGCAGAUUAUAACAAUUAUUGUCACCAUGGCCUCUUACCAAUUGUGUGGCCUUAAUGCUAUAUGGUUCUACACGAACAGUAUAUUUACUGAAGCUGGAAUUCCUCUUGAUACCAUUCCAUAUAUCACCUUAUCCACAGGAGGAAUUGAGAUUCUGGCUUCUGUUCUGUCUGGGGUAACCAUUGAAAAGCUUGGACGUCGGAUGCUGUUAAUUGGAGGAUUUGGCUUGAUGACAUUGUUCUUUGCAGUAUUGACAAUAUCUCUGACAUUUCAGCACCAUGCAUCAUGGGUACCCUAUAUCAGCAUCGUCGGCAUUCUCGGAGUCAUAGCAUCAUUUUGCAUCGGACCAGGUGGGAUCCCAUUUGUCUUGGUUGGUGAGUUUUUCCAACAAUCUCAACGUCCAUCAGCAUUUAUGAUAGCAGGGACUGUUAAUUGGAUUAGUAACUUUGCUGUUGGCCUUCUCUUUCCAAUAAUACAGGAACGUUUGAAUACCUACUGUUUCCUUGUUUUCGCUGGGAUUUGCCUCCUGGGAGCAGUCUACCUCUAUUUUGUUUUGCCAGAAACAAAAAAUAAGACAUUCGUGGAAAUCGACCAGUCAUUUGCUAAACUCAAUAAAGUUUCUUCAUCAAUUAAAGAGCCUGAAAUCGGCACAACUGAGAAUAAUCACAACACAUCUGUAAUAACAAACAGCAUUCUAAAUAAAACAGAAAGUAAAAAUGAGAGCAAUACAACUACUGUAUAGAACUGUAGGAAACGUUUUCUAUAUCAUAUAUAUUUUCACAUGCCUGGCUGUUUUUUUGACUGGCAAUUGUUAGUUUGAAACAUAUCACCUCAUGAUUGUGACAUCACAAUACAAGGAAAUAACAAAGGGGAUUGUUGUGUACACGUGUUCUGAAAAGUGGUGCGAAGAUGUAAAAGGGGAGAUGUAACCAAUGGAAUGUGCCUUCUGGUUCCACUCAUUUCUAUAAUAAUUGCCCCAUUUUUAGGAAUACAAUGCUUUUUUAUACAUAACCCACCCCCUGUGUUUUUGAUGUACUAAAUAGCAGCCUUGACAUAUUUAUCAGCAGUAUACCAUGGUUUACAUUCACAUAUGUUGUUAUUAUUAUGUAUAUUGCAGGUUGUGAUGGACGGAAUAAUCAAUGGUUCUGCUGUUGAAUAUAUUUUUUAUAUUGUCUAAAUUAUCAGGAGUUGCUUCUUGUGUUGUAAUAUUUUUGUUCUUUUCUUAGUUUGUAUCUUUGUCAAAGUAUCAGAUAAGCCAAAUGUAAAUCUUGGCGUUUUGUGGAGUCUUGUGACUAGAAGGGACACUCUCAAAGGCAUGUGAAAUAUAAAUCGAGCCAUAUACCUGAAAAUGUAUUGCAUUUGACUUUGUUAGGUUCAAAAAUAUCAACAGGGUCGGGAAACCCUCACGCUGCCACAGACUUAUGCACUAACACAUUUCUGCUUUCCUUGUCUCUGUGAAAUCAGCUGCUGGGA
Messenger RNA from Pelobates fuscus (common spadefoot toad), 2438 nucleotides. It is a transcript of the gene SLC2A9, whose product is annotated as solute carrier family 2 member 9. Gene Ontology annotation, cellular component: plasma membrane. Gene Ontology annotation, molecular function: hexose transmembrane transporter activity. The record is from RefSeq and is a predicted model, not a curated record. The coding region runs from base 25 to 1707 and encodes 560 amino acids. Lineage: Eukaryota; Metazoa; Chordata; Amphibia; Anura; Pelobatidae. Gene Ontology annotation, biological process: monosaccharide transmembrane transport. The transcript has 13 exons.